AUGUUGGCACAGGUAUCGGAUCCAAUCCGACCUUCCUUUUUAAAUGGUGAUGGGCUUACUGGAGGCCUAUUUGCACUUGUCAUGUCACACCACGGAUUGGCUGUACCUGAAUGUGCAAGACCGGCGAUGGUAUAUUACCACGACCUACUAUUUAGUGCUAUCCAUGUACGAUAA
Messenger RNA from Trichoderma gamsii, 174 nucleotides. RefSeq lists its product as hypothetical. The record is from RefSeq and is a predicted model, not a curated record. Lineage: Eukaryota; Fungi; Ascomycota; Sordariomycetes; Hypocreales; Hypocreaceae. The transcript has a single exon. The coding region runs from base 1 to 174 and encodes 57 amino acids.